GGUCUGCAGACUGACGCUCUGUCCCCUGAGCCAAGUGGGUAGGGCUACAAUUCAGUGGUUUUAAAAAAUAUAUUCACGAAGUUGUGCAACCGUCCUCACUAUCUGAUUCCAGAGUGGGCUGUUCUGACUUUGAAAGUCACUGCUGGUUCUAGAGCUCGGAUCCCCAGGGUCCCCCCACAGGUACGGAGGAGUAGAGUUCUGCUUCAAAUGAUUCUGAGGCAGGUGGUUCCUUAACUUGCCUGGUUCAGGGCCUCUUUCUCUUGGGUGUUAAAAAACGAUGCAUUCCUGCCUCGUGAGGAGAUAGGUGAGCAAGCAGACCAUUAGAGUUCAUCUGACGACUAGGGUCUGGGGGGAGGAGGGUAUCUGGUGAAGCCAGGAGUGGGAGGGGGCAUUUGAGCUGAAGUUCUGAGUCCCGGGGAAUGAAAUGACUUGCUGCCCGCAUCAGGGCACAGCACGUGGAAACAGUCAUCCCGGGGAUGUGCUGAGACUGGACGGAGGGGCCGGACUUAGUUCCUGGCUUUUUUUUUAAAAAUGUAAUUUCUAGGUGGUUUUAAGAAAGUUUAGAAUUAGUAGUGUAACUGGAAAUCGUAUGAUUUGGUGUUCUGUGCAGUGCUUUGCCCUAUGUCUUGUCACUCUCCGCUGACAUUCUUCCUUUGGUAAAUCUGCAGGUGGGGGGUCAGGAGGGGUAACCCGCUCGGUGCCCGAGGCCUGUUUGCCAAGCUUGCCUGCUCAGGACUGUCCCUGCUCAGGACUGUCCCUGGAGAUGGAGUCCCUAGAGCUAGUGGGGGUGGGAACCUGAUUUUUAACAGGUGGUUCGGUCUGGGAAAUUUCUAAGGAAACUCACUGUGGUCCAAAACAUUGGACCCAGAAUACAGCAACCCAGGAUAGCCGUGGACUUGGGUCUGGUGGCUGCCUCCUGCCCAUGUAGCCGUGGGGGAAGGGAGCCGGGAGUGAGGGCAGUCAGGGGGACAGAACAGUCCCGUCUGACUGCUGCCCUAUGAGGAAGGGGCGCGGGAAAGCCGAGCUGUGGAGCAGAUGGGGUGUGUUCCUUGAACCCCUUCCUGGCCCGCUGGGGCCUUGGGGGGGGGGUAGGGCUCCUCGGACAGGGUGGGACCCCAUGAUGCCUGUCAUGGGCUGCAGACAGGUUCUUCCUCCGCAGACUUCACAGUUGCCAUGGCAGCAGCAGGGCUUUCCAAGCCUCAGCGCUUCCAUCCACGAAAACAUGUGCAGAAAAGGCAGCUGGAGGAGGGGCUGUAGGGAGACUCGCUGGAAAAGGCAGCGGAGAGAAUUCUGGGUACUCUCCUGGGAGUGGGCAGAGAGGCGCCCCUCAGACGUUUUGGAGGCAGGAGCGUCUGUUUGGGCAGGUGUUGGGAGGCACGGAUUCCUUCCCCCGUGGGCUCCUGUUAGAGCAUCCGACUUCCUUUGGCCUUGAUUUGGGGACUUCGUGAGGACUGACCUCGGUCGAGCCCCCCCUUGGUUGUGCACAUCAAAAGGCAUUGGCAGUGGGACGGAAGGAAGGCCCCUUCGGGAGGAGAGCCGUGCAGAUCACGGAAGUGCAAGGAAGCGUGUGCACAGCUGGUUGGACGCACCACCACGCUUCUAACCAGAUGCACGAGAUGCAGAUAAACCAGUCCCUGUGAUUUAUCACUAAUCUGAACAUGGAAUAAUAUUGCCAGUCUGGACCUCUCCAGUGAUGGCGACUCGACCCCCGCGGCCGCUGCAAUGGCGGGCAGUGCCCACCUGCUGGGCUUCUCCGACGAGAUCCUGCUGCACAUCCUGAGCCACGUUCCCAGCACAGACUUGGUGGUGAACGUGCGGCACACAUGCCGGAAGCUAGCCGAGCUGUGCCUGGACAAGAGCCUCACCCACACGGUGCUGCUGGAGAAGGACUACGAGGCCCGCGAGGACCAGGUGAAGCAGCUCCUGAAGGAGAUGGGCCGGGAGAUCCAGCAGCUCAACAUGGCCGGCUGCUACUGGCUGUCGGGCUCCACCAUCGAGCACGUGGCCCGCUGCCGCAGCCUGGUGAAGGUGAACCUGUCGGGCUGCCACCUCACCUCCCUGCGCCUCUCCAAGAUGCUGUCAGCCCUGCAGCACCUGCGCUCCCUGGCCAUCGACGUGAGCCCCGGCUUCGACGCCGGCCAGCUGAGCAGCGAGUGCAAGGCCACGCUGAGCCGCGUGCGGGAGCUCAGGCAGACGCUGUUCACGCCCUCGUACGGCGUGGUGCCCUGCUGCACCAGCCUCGAGAAGCUGCUGCUCUACUUCGAGAUCCUGGACCGCACGCGCGAGGGCGCCAUCCUGUCGGGCCAGCUCUUUGUGGGCCAGAGCAACGUGCCGCACUACCAGAACCUGCGUGUCUUCUACGCCCGCCUGGCGCCUGGCUACAUCAACCAGGAGGUGGUGCGGCUCUACCUGGCCGUGCUCAGCGACCGCACCCCCGAGAACCUGCACGCCUUCCUCAUCUCCGUGCCGGGCAGCUUCGCCGAGAGCGGGGCCACCAGGAACCUCCUGGACUCCAUGGCCCGCAACGUUGUGCUGGACGCCCUGCAGCUGCCCAAGUCCUGGCUCAACGGCUCGGCCCUGCUCCAGCACAUGAAGUUCAGCAACCCCUUCUACUUCAGCUUCAGCCGGUGCACGCUGUCGGGCAGCCACCUGAUCCAGCACAUCCUCAACGGGGGCAAGGACCUGCGCAGCCUGGCCGGCCUGAACCUCAGCGGCUGCGCCCACUGCCUGUCCCCCGACUCCCUGCUGCGCCGGGCGGAGGACGACAUCGACAGCGGCAUCCUGGAGACGCUGGUGGCGGCCUGCUGCAACCUGCGCCACCUCAACCUGUCGGCCGCCCACCACCACAGCUCCGAGGGCCCAGGCCGGCACCUGUGCCAGCUGCUGGCCCGGCUGUGCCACCUGCGCUCCCUGUCCCUUCCCGUCUGCUCUGUGGCCGACUCGGCGCCACGGGCCGACCGCAAGCCCGCCCAGCCCGCCAUGCACGCUGUGCCCUGCGGCUUCGGCAAGAAGGUGCGCAUCGGCGUGCAGGCGUGUCCCAGCCCCUUCUCGGGGCAGGCGGGCCCCCAGCCUUCCUCCGUGUUCUGGUCUCUGCUGAAGAGCCUGCCCUUCCUGGAGCGCCUCGAGCUGAUUGGGUCCAACUUCUCCUCCGCCAUGCCCCGCAACGAGCCCGCCAUCCGCAACUCCCUCCCGCCUUGCAGCCGGGCGCAGAGCGUGGGGGACGCAGAGGUGGCUGCCAUCGGCCAACUGGCCUUCCUGAGGCACCUGACGCUGGCCCAGCUGCCCAGCAUUCUCACGGGCUCCGGGCUGGUCAGCAUCGGCCUGCAGUGCCAGCAGCUCCAGUCCCUCUCGCUGGCCAACCUGGGCAUGAUGGGGAAGGUGGUGUACAUGUCCGCCCUGUCCGACAUGCUCAAGCACUGCAAGCGGCUGAAGGACCUCAGGCUGGAGCAGCCCUACUUCAGCGCCAACGCGCAGUUCUUCCAGGCACUGAGCCAGUGCUCGGCCCUGCAGCGCCUGUGCCUGGUGUCCCGCAGCGGCACCCUGCAGCCUGAGGCCGUGCUGGCCUUCAUGACCCGCUGCCUGCACGUCGUCGUGUGCCACAUGUUCACCGGGGAGUCCCUGGCCACCUGCAAGAGCCUGCAGCAGACCCUCCUCCGGAGUUUCCAGGCCGAGCGGCCCGCGCUGAACGUCGUCAUCUUCCCCCUGCUGCACGAGGGCCUGACUGACGUCAUCCGGGACGUCCCCAUGGUGCACCUGGACGAGAUCACCUUGUUUAAGAGCCGAGUGGCCGAGGAGCCGCCCAACCUGUGGUGGUGAAGGGACAGCCAGUCUCCCGCCGCGGCCUGUGGUUUUCGUGGCCGAGGAUGCGGGACUGCUCGGCGGCCGUGUGGCCUCCGCCUCUGCCUGGGCCGCCACGGUGCUCGCCCCCUGUCCGCAGACCUGGGACCCCGGGGCGGGCACAGAGGAAGGCAGCCUCCGCCACCCGCACCCGCCAGCCCGGGCUCCCGUUCCUGGGAGGACUCGCCAGUGGAUUGGGCUGUGAGCA
This is a messenger RNA of Myotis lucifugus (little brown bat), 4045 nucleotides long. It is a transcript of the gene FBXL18, whose product is annotated as F-box and leucine rich repeat protein 18. Gene Ontology annotation, molecular function: protein binding. The transcript is spliced from 5 exons. Gene Ontology annotation, cellular component: SCF ubiquitin ligase complex. The record is from RefSeq and is a predicted model, not a curated record. Gene Ontology annotation, biological process: SCF-dependent proteasomal ubiquitin-dependent protein catabolic process. The coding region runs from base 1723 to 3816 and encodes 697 amino acids. Lineage: Eukaryota; Metazoa; Chordata; Mammalia; Chiroptera; Vespertilionidae.